GUGGGCCUCCCCGCUCUCGAAGAGGGGGAGCUGCAAGGAGACAGAGGCCGGGGGGCGCAGUUCACGGAUUCCGUGGCAGCGCGGAGGCCACGGCCGAACUUUCUCCAUGAGGAGGGGUAGAAGAUGCCGGCUUUGCCCGUGCUGCUGCUGCUGCUGAUUCUCGGCUUCGCCCACAAGAGCCUAGAGGUGCUGUCAUCUCUGCGCAUGGCUGCCAUUUUGGACGACCAGACAGUGUGCGGCCGGGGGGAGCGACUGGCCUUAGCCUUAGCACGCGAGCACAUCAACAGCAUCAUUGAGGUGCCUGCCAAAGCCCGAGUUGAGGUGGAGAUCUUCGAACUGCAGCGGGACAGCCAGUACGAGACCACCGACACCAUGUGUCAGAUCCUGCCCAAAGGCGUAGUUUCUGUCCUGGGCCCAGCCUCCAGUCCGGCCUCUGCUUCCAUUGUUAGCCACAUCUGCGGGGAAAAAGAGAUCCCCCACGUGAAGGUGGGUCCCGAGGAGACCCCCAAGCUGCAGUACUUGCGCUUCGCCUCCGUCAGCCUCUACCCCAGCAACGAGGACGUCAGCCUGGCCGUAUCCCGUAUUCUCAAGUCCUUCAACUACCCCUCAGCUAGCCUCAUCUGCGCCAAGGCUGAGUGCCUGCUGCGAUUGGAGGAGCUCGUGCGUCAGUUUCUCAUCUCCAAGGAGACGCUGUCCAUCCGGAUGCUCGAUGACACCAACGACCCGACGCCGCUGCUCAAGGAGAUCCGGGACGACAAAAUCUCCACCAUCAUCAUCGACGCCAAUGCUUCCAUCUCUUAUCUCAUCCUUAAGAAGGCUUCAGAGCUGGGGAUGACAACUGCGUUCUACAAGUACAUCCUGACCACUAUGGAUUUCCCAAUCUUGCACCUGGAUGAGAUUGUGGAUGAGCACUCCAACGUCCUGGGCUUUUCCAUGUUUAACACCAGCCAUCCUUUCUACAUGGAGUUUGUCCGCAGCCUCAACAUGUCGUGGCGGGAGAACUGUGAGCUCAGCCCUUACCCGGGGCCUGCGCUGUCAGCGGCACUGAUGUUCGAUGCGGUACAUGUGGUGGUGAGUGCUGUGCGAGAGCUGAACCGCAGCCAGGAAAUCGGGGUCAAACCCCUGGCCUGCACCUCGUCUAACAUCUGGCAGCAUGGGACCAGCCUCAUGAACUACCUGCGCAUGGUAGAGUAUGACGGGCUGACAGGGCGCGUAGAGUUCAACAGCAAGGGCCAGAGAACCAAUUAUACCUUGCGCAUCCUGGAAAAAGCCCGCCAUGGGCACCGGGAGAUCGGGGUGUGGUACUCCAACCGGACUCUUGCCAUGAACGCCACAACGCUGGACAUCAACAUCUCAGAGAGCCUUGCCAACAAGAAUCUGACAGUCACCACUAUCUUAGAGAACCCGUAUGUGAUGCGUCGUGCAAACUUCCAGGAGCUGUCCGGCACAGAGCAGUACGAGGGCUUCUGCGUAGACAUGCUCCAUGAACUCGCCGACAUCCUUAAAUUUCGCUUCCAGAUUAAGCUGGUGGAAGAUGGGCUCUAUGGGGCUCCCGAGCCAAAUGGAUCUUGGACUGGCAUGGUGGGAGAGCUCAUUAAUAGGAAAGCUGACCUGGCCGUGGCUGCGUUCACCAUCACGGCUGAGCGGGAGAAGGUCAUCGACUUCUCCAAGCCUUUUAUGACCCUGGGGAUCAGCAUCUUGUACCGGGUUCACAUGGGACGCAAACCAGGGUAUUUCUCCUUCCUGGAUCCUUUCUCCCCGGCUGUUUGGCUUUUCAUGCUCCUGGCUUAUCUUGCUGUCAGCUGCGUCCUCUUCCUAGCUGCCAGGCUGAGCCCUUAUGAAUGGUACAACCCCCACCCUUGCCUGCGCGAGCGACACAACAUAUUGGAAAACCAGUACACACUUGGCAACAGCCUCUGGUUCCCAGUUGGCGGCUUCAUGCAACAGGGGUCAGAGAUCAUGCCCCGGGCCCUCUCUACCCGCUGUGUCAGUGGGGUCUGGUGGGCUUUCACCUUGAUCAUCAUCUCCUCUUACACGGCCAACCUUGCUGCCUUCCUCACUGUGCAGAGGAUGGAGGUGCCCAUUGAGUCGGCGGACGACUUGGCUGACCAGACCAACAUUGAAUAUGGCACCAUCCACGCGGGCUCCACAAUGACCUUCUUCCAAAAUUCUCGGUACCAGACGUACCAGCGGAUGUGGAAUUACAUGCAUUCAAAGCAACCUAGUGUCUUUGUAAAGAGCACAGAGGAGGGGAUUGCCCGGGUGCUGAAUUCGAAGUAUGCCUUCUUGCUCGAGAGCACGAUGAACGAGUAUCACCGGAGGCUCAACUGCAACCUCACACAAAUUGGGGGCUUGUUGGAUACCAAGGGCUAUGGCAUCGGCAUGCCACUGGGCUCCCCGUUCCGGGAUGAGAUCACCCUCGCCAUCCUGCAGCUUCAGGAGAACAACCGCUUGGAGAUCUUGAAACGCAAAUGGUGGGAGGGAAGCAAGUGUCCAAAAGAAGAGGACCACCGGGCGAAAGGGCUGGGGAUGGAGAACAUUGGAGGCAUCUUUGUGGUGCUCAUCUGCGGGCUCAUCAUUGCAGUCUUCGUUGCUGUCAUGGAAUUUGUAUGGGCCACGCGUCGCUCAGCUGAACAUGAAGAGAUCUCGGUGUGCCAGGAGAUGCUGCGAGAGCUGCGCCACGCUGUUUCUUGCCGCAAGCCGACCCGCUCCCGCCGGCGCCGGCGCCACUAUGCCACCCGAGGCGCCCUGUCACUGCGCUCCGUCCGAGAGAUGCGCCUCAGCAAUGGCAAGCUCUACUCGGGGACUCUGGUGUCUGAGCCGGGGCCGCAGCGCCUCCUGGAGGAGACUCCCCGGCCUUGCACCCACGUCCGCAUCUGCCACGAGUGCCGGCGCAUCCAGACUCUUCGGGGAGCCCCCCCGCCGCCUAGGGGGCCCCCGCCUUCUGAGGAGGGCACUCCGCGCCGGGGAGCCCCCCGCGAACUCAGCGGACAGGAGUGA
Molecule: messenger RNA, 3000 nt
Organism: Zootoca vivipara (common lizard)
Lineage: Eukaryota; Metazoa; Chordata; Lepidosauria; Squamata; Lacertidae
Gene: GRIK5
Product: glutamate ionotropic receptor kainate type subunit 5
Biological process (GO): monoatomic ion transport
Cellular component (GO): membrane
Molecular function (GO): signaling receptor activity; ligand-gated monoatomic ion channel activity
Source: RefSeq, a predicted model, not a curated record